ACCGAGAAAGAGCAGAUUCGGCGGCUGACUUCUGAGAGCCUGUUUUACUCUCUUUCCAGGAGUAGGCUAGAAUGAUGGAACUGAGAAAAAUGCUUGCGACAUGGAAGGAGCGCUGCAAAAAGUGCCGGUUCUUUUUGGUGCUGAUGAGGUGAUGUGAGCUAUCAGGAGUGUAUGCUUGUUUCUCGUGGGAAUGUGUUUCUUUUUUUGUUGGAGAGCGGAGGCUGUGAAUUGAGGAAAAGAAAGUUGCAGCCUGAGCUCUUGAUUCUGCCUCUGCCAAAGCACCAAUGCUGGGAUCGAGGCACUAUUCAUUUCUCUACAUUCAAUAAGCACCUGGAAAAAGAUGACAUCUCUAAAGUCGCAAUCAAGGGAAAGGUGGACGUAGGUGAUAGCAACGAUGGAUCGAGACCUGAAUCAGAAAAGGAUAGUAACAUCUUUGUGGAAAAUUCCGAUUCCACUAUGUCAUUGUAUGGAAUAGGUAACUGUGAAACUGAGUCCGCCUCAAUAUCCAACAGGCAUUCAGCAUCGUCCACGAGUUACCGGUGUGCGAAUUCAGAGAAUUCAUCUUAUUCAUCGCAUUGCAUGAUGAUGCUGGAUAAAGAGGAUGGUAAAGAUAAUCUAGUGCUAGGUCUUCAAGACGUCAUUCCUCUCAGUCGCGACAGUCAAUUACGAGUACAAGAGAUCCUGGAGGAGCAUCUCCUUGAAUUUGGAAACCAUGCGGAUCACAUAUGCUCGGAAGAGGGAAAGGACUGCAUCGACCAAUGCCCUGAUGAUGAAACCGAAGAUAUCAUCUACUCCAAUGGGGGGCCGCCUUCUAAUAAAUUUGUCCUUUCCUCUGGAAGAUGGAUCGUCAACCAAGAAGCCCAACACGGCACGAGAAGACCGACAAUAGACCAAGAGUUUGAGCAGUACUUCUCCACGCUCAUGCUGUAGCAGGGCAUUGCCUGAAAUAGACGACAAAAGUAGAUAUUACUAAUAUCAGCUUCCUGGAUAAUCGCCCUGUACUCUGCCUUUGGUAUGGAGGUUAUAAAUCAGUCUUGCCUUACUUUUCGGUUGUUGCAUACUCUAUAAUAAAUAUAAUCGCUAGCAAAUCUUGAGUGAACAUCUUUGAUGAUAUAUUUACCUAGUUUUUGGUUGGGAUGUA
This is a messenger RNA of Syzygium oleosum, 1141 nucleotides long. RefSeq lists its product as uncharacterized. The transcript is spliced from 3 exons. Gene Ontology annotation, biological process: response to red or far red light. NCBI's taxonomy places the organism in Eukaryota, Viridiplantae, Streptophyta, Magnoliopsida, Myrtales, Myrtaceae. The record is from RefSeq and is a predicted model, not a curated record. The coding region runs from base 172 to 930 and encodes 252 amino acids.